AUGAUCCCACCUCCUCAAGAGAUUACAACCAUUCCAAAGAAGAUAAAAAGUGUUGAUGAAUUAAUAAUUAAAUGUCAAUGUUGGGUAACAAACAAGGAGGAUGGUGAGAGACUAGCAGAAAUUUUGUCUAUCAAUACCAGAAGAGACCCCCCAAGAUUCUACGUUCAUUAUAUUAAUUACAAUAAACGUCUAGACGAAUGGAUAACAGGUGAAAGAAUCAAUUUGGAUAAAGAUAUAUUGUAUCCAGUUCCCAAAGAACCUACUUUAGAUAAUAUAAAAAAUAAACGAUUAAAGAAGAAGAAACAGACUACUCCAGUUGUGUUAGAAAGUAGUGUUGAAUUAAAACAUAAAGGAUCUGAAGUUUCUGUUUCACCUGAAUCUACUGAUAUAAUGGACUUAGAUAAUUUAAAUGUGCAAGGUCUUAAAAAUAAUAAUUUGUCGCAUGAAGAUGAAAUUAAAAAAUUAAGAACAUCCGGUUCAAUGACACAGAACCCUCAUGAAGUGGCAAGAGUUAGAAAUUUAAAUAAAAUAAUUUUUGGCCAAUAUGAGAUUGAACCUUGGUAUUUUUCUCCAUAUCCUAUAGAAUUAACUGAUGCUGACCAAAUAUAUAUAGAUGAUUUUACUUUGCAAUAUUUUGCAUCCAAGAAACAAUAUGAAAGAUAUAGGAAAAAAUGUACUUUACGUCAUCCACCUGGCAAUGAGAUCUACCGAGAUGAUAAUAUAUCAUUCUUUGAAAUAGAUGGUAGAAAACAAAGAACUUGGUGUAGAAAUCUAUGUCUAUUAUCAAAAUUGUUUUUAGAUCAUAAAACCUUAUAUUAUGAUGUUGACCCAUUUUUAUUUUAUUGUAUGACUAAAAGAGAUAAAUUGGGCCAUCAUUUAGUAGGAUAUUUCUCUAAGGAAAAGGAAUCUGCUGAUGGAUAUAAUCUAGCUUGUAUUUUAACAUUACCACAAUAUCAAAGAAUGGGGUAUGGUAGAUUAUUAAUUGAAUUCUCUUACGAAUUAUCAAAGAAGGAGGGCAAAGUAGGAUCACCUGAAAAACCAUUAUCUGAUUUAGGUUUAUUAUCAUACAGAGCAUAUUGGUCUGAUGUAUUGAUAAAACUACUGGUAGAACAUGGUAAAGAAAUUACUAUAGAUGAAAUUAGUUCCCUGACAUCGAUGAACACUACAGAUAUUCUUCAUACUGCUAAGACUUUGAAUAUUUUAAGGUAUUAUAAAGGCCAACAUAUAAUAUUUUUGAAUGAUGACAUUUUAAAAAGAUAUGAAAUUUUGCAAAAGAAAAAAAGAAAUCAUAUUGAUCCAACCAAAUUGAAAUGGAAAGUACCAGUGUUUACAGCAUCACAACUGAGAUUUGCCUGGUAA
Molecule: messenger RNA, 1359 nt
Organism: Arxiozyma heterogenica
Lineage: Eukaryota; Fungi; Ascomycota; Saccharomycetes; Saccharomycetales; Saccharomycetaceae
Gene: ESA1
Product: NuA4 histone acetyltransferase complex catalytic subunit ESA1
Exons: 1
Coding region: 1-1359 (452 amino acids)
Biological process (GO): positive regulation of transcription by RNA polymerase II; negative regulation of DNA-templated transcription
Cellular component (GO): MSL complex; chromatin
Molecular function (GO): transcription coregulator activity; histone H4K16 acetyltransferase activity
Source: RefSeq, a predicted model, not a curated record